AGACACCGGUGUGUUCACAAAUGGUUAACCUGAAGGUCGGGACUCUCGAGACUCCCUUCUCCCCUUGGUAUGACAUCACUGCUGGACAAAGCAGCAAGGAGUGGUUUCUGUGAAGAGAACCGUCCCAAAUCAAUGGACCAUACCCACACACCCUGAAAACACAUCUUACAGCUUUAUCCACCGUCAACAAACUGUUAUCGCGUCGGCGGCAGUUCCAGCAGUGCUUUGUUGAGAGGGGAAUGAACUACUCUGGAAAAUAACAUCGGCUGUGCUGCUGCUCACAGAAAAGAGUCACCGCCGCUGGAUGGUUGGUGCUUUCUAAGUUUCGCCCUCCUAACAUGCGCUGUGUCUGAAGAAACUGACCCGCGGUUCAAAUCCACCCUGGAAGACGAUGCUGUCCCUCCUGCUGUCUGCAAUGCUGGCCAUCCAAGCUAUGGCUGUGAUGGAAGUGCACGUCCCAGAGCAGCCAGUGGUGGCGCUGCAUGGCAUGGAUGCCACACUCAACUGCUCCUUCACCCACGCCAGCCCCUUCAACUUGUCUGAUCUGAGCGUCUUCUGGCAGCUGACCGACACCCAACGCAGUGUGCACGGGUAUGGGGAGGGACGCGACAAGCUGGUGGACCAGGCUGAGCGCUUCGCCAACCGCACCAGUCUGUUCCCUACCCAGCUGGGCCUGGGCAACGCUUCGCUCCUGCUGAGCAGGGUCGUGGUGGCUGAUGAAGGCAGCUAUACCUGCUUUGUCAGGGUGCAGGACUACGGCAGCGCUGCUCUGCUGCUGCAGGUGGCCGCCCCCUACUCCAAGCCUGUAGUAACGUUGGAGUCUGAAUCCAACCUACGACCAGGUGAUGAGGUGGCCCUGACUUGUGUGGCCUAUGGCGGUUAUCCCGAAGCUGGUGUGAUAUGGCAGGAUGGUGGCGGUCGCAACCUGACGGACAAUAUCACCACUUCAUUGGUGGCCAAUGAGGAAGGGCUGUUCACUAUCACCAGCGUGCUGACAGUUGUCCUGGAGCCCAAUAGCACCUACAGCUGCGGACUGAUCAACCCACUACUGGGCGAGGAGGGCUACGCCUUUGUCACGAUCACAGGUCAGAACAUCGCGUUCCCCCCGGUGGCUCUGUGGGUAACUGUUGGCCUGGCCGUGUGUCUGCUGGUGCUGCUCAUUGCCCUGGCUGCUGUCUGCCGCAGGAAGAUCAAGGAGAGCUGCGAGGAGGCCAGGAGAGAAGCUGAAGAGGCCAAGGAACUGGAAGAAGAGGAGUCAAAGACAGCCAUGACGCUAUUGGAAAGCUAAGGCCAAGAAAAUAAAGGAGUCGGGGCCAGACGGCGGAUAGGAGAUGAGUCUGGCGGGUAAUCCCACUCCACCUAUCCAUCAACUUGGAGACUAUUUCCAGCGUCCCCUACAGAAUGUCAAAGCCUCGCUGAGCAGAAGAUGAGUCCAUCAUCUUCUUUCUAAGACUUUCCCUCGAGUUUCCAUCAAAACACAUAAACACAUCAUGUGCCAUUAUUUUCUAUUGCCCUCGCCUCCCUUUUUCUGUCAAUGGAGGGCGGCGGCGGUGAGCGAACGCAGUUGAGCCGGUGGUUCCGUGCAGUAUGCAAAAGAGAAGCUCUGUUUGAAAACUACAGGAUGUGACAGGAUCCUUUCUCUGUCGCUGACAUCACUCUGUAUGGGUUGUGAUGGGGCAUGUGCCAGAGAUCUCCUGUCUAAUAGGAAGUGAGACACUUAAAGAGAUGACCCUGCCUCAGUUGCCAUCACUGUCUCUCUGCCAGAGAGAGAGCUUGGCUCUCCCAUUACUCCUGCACUUGCUAAUUAGCGUCUGUCGCUGGAGUAACUUGUACCUGUCAGUGUGUGCCGCUCUCCUAUAUUCAGUAACUUGAGGGAAUUGAAAUUGAAUGCCAGCUAAGCUCCAACAAACUGCAAAUGGUGCAUGGGAUACACCCUGAUUUUCUCACUGACCUGACAGCCUUAUAUGUAAGAAAUUGUUUUUAAUGAACACACACUAUCUCAGCUACUUUCUCCUGCUGGGGUGCAAUGUUUUAUCUCCUCCAGACUCGGGGCUGUACCGGUUGUUUUAUUGCAUUUUUUUAGGUACUUGAGCAAGUCCCUGUGCCAUAUGUCCAUGUAUGAAUGCCAAAGCCAUUUGUGUCAGAUAACCCAGUGCCUAUUUACAUUAAAGAGACAUGGUGAAA
Molecule: messenger RNA, 2184 nt
Organism: Epinephelus moara (kelp grouper)
Lineage: Eukaryota; Metazoa; Chordata; Actinopteri; Perciformes; Serranidae
Gene: cd276
Product: CD276 molecule
Exons: 8
Coding region: 392-1288 (298 amino acids)
Source: RefSeq, a predicted model, not a curated record